This is a messenger RNA of Nicotiana tabacum (common tobacco), 1516 nucleotides long. The record is from RefSeq and is a predicted model, not a curated record. NCBI's taxonomy places the organism in Eukaryota, Viridiplantae, Streptophyta, Magnoliopsida, Solanales, Solanaceae.
UGUCAGAGUAAGCAACAUGGAAAUGUUGGCCUUCACGUCCCUUCUCAACAUGCAGAAGCUUAUUCUCCUCUCCAUUUCCAUGUCUCUCUUCUGACAUUUCCCCUGACAUUUUCACUCUGAUAUAUAAUUAACUCUCUUUUCCUCCGCCCCCCCCCCCCCAUAAAUAUAUUAAUUAAUGAUGGCUGGUGGUGAAAAUUGUCGUACCAGCCCGUUGGCUGCCACCAUCAAGACUCGUCGGAAACCAAUGGAUUUUGUCGAAAAAGCAGAGGAAAAUGGCAAUGGAAAAGUUGAUUUUACCGCACAAAACCACCACCAGCUUGGCCAUCAUCAGCAUAGAAUUAGAACGGUUUCCCUAAUGAGAUAUAUGAGAUCAGGAAGAUAUCUGGGCCGUUGGAUUUUUGGAGCAUUAAUGUUAUUAAUGGUUUCAACCAUGUUUGUGAAGAUUAUGCUGAUACACUUCUUUCUUAGAGUCAAUGCCUCGAUGAGUUCCCGUGAUUUCUUGCAACUUCCACGUACUUCUCUUGAAGCAAGAGACCUCAUGCAUGCAAAGAAUAAUGAAAUCUGGACGAACCCUGGAACUGACAAGUAUUAUAAAUGCAUUGCUCGAUCAAGUAAAGAGAUAAGAGACAAAACUAUCAGCAAUGGUUAUAUUCUAGUUCAUGCAAAUGGCGGAUUAAACCAAAUGAGAACCGGGAUAAGCGAUAUGGUAGCGGUAGCAAAACUAAUGAAUGCCAGCAUGGUUCUUCCCUUGUUAGAUCACAAAUCCUUUUGGACAGAUCCUAGUGAAUUCAAAGAUAUAUUUAACCGGAAGCAUUUCAUAAGAGCUUUGGAAGAUGACAUUGAAGUACUGGAGUCUCUUCCUCCAAGUCUUGCAAAUGUGGAACCUCUUAUGAAGGCACCUGUUUCUUGGUCAAAGGCCAGUUACUACAGCAGAGAGAUUCUGAAGCUAUUAAAGAGACACAAAGUAAUAGAAUUCACUCAUACUGAUUCACGACUCGCUAACAAUGGCAUCCCAGAUUUUAUCCAAAAACUCCGGUGCCAUGCCAUGUAUGAAGCACUUAGUUUUACUGAGGAAAUUGUAGAACUUGGAAAAAAGUUAGUAAACAGACUCGGGGAAAAUGGUGAACCGUAUAUAGCUCUCCAUUUGAGAUAUGAGAAAGAUAUGCUGGCUUUCACAGGCUGCAAUUACAACCUUACUAGAAAGGAAUCUGAGGAGCUUCGAAAAUUAAGGUACAAAACCAAGCACUGGAAAGAGAAAAGGAUAAAUGGAACAGAAAAGCGGCUUCAAGGGGGGUGCCCCAUGACACCGCGAGAGGCUGCCUUGUUUCUCGAGGCAAUGGGAUAUCCAUCCAACACUAAAAUCUGCAUAGUUGCAGGAGAGAUUUUUGGUCAAAAUGGAUUAAAGGCUCUUCAAGAAAGAUAUCCAAAUAUAUAUUCCCAUUCCAAUUUGGCAACAGAGCAAGAGUUGGAACCUUUUACNAUACCAUACAGGCAUAACUGUAGAAGAGUUUCAUAA